This is a messenger RNA of Acanthosepion pharaonis, 3132 nucleotides long. Lineage: Eukaryota; Metazoa; Mollusca; Cephalopoda; Sepiida; Sepiidae. The record is from the annotation of a GenBank genome assembly.
AUGAAACUUCUUAAAAAUCCACAUAUUAUUCGCCUGUAUCAGGUGAUGGAAACAAAGAACAUGUUGUACUUAGUCACUGAAUAUGCCCCCAAUGGAGAGAUAUUUGACUACAUUGCCCAAAAUGGACGGAUGUCAGAGAGUGAAGCAAGGAAGAAGUUUUGGCAAAUUUUGUCAGCAGUUGAAUACUGCCAUAACAUGAGAGUUGUUCACAGGGAUUUAAAAGCAGAAAACUUACUUCUUGAUGCAAAUAUGAACAUAAAAAUUGCUGACUUUGGAUUUGCCAAUUUCUAUAAACCCAGUGAGCAAUUAAACACCUGGUGUGGAAGUCCACCUUAUGCAGCCCCAGAAGUUUUUGAGGGCAAAAAAUAUUUAGGGCCCCAGAUAGAUAUUUGGAGUCUUGGUGUGGUUCUGUACGUGUUGGUGUGUGGUGCCCUGCCAUUUGACGGGGAGAAUUUGCAGACCUUACGAAACCGUGUGCUAUCAGGUCGUUUCAGGAUCCCGUUCUUCAUGUCCACAGAAUGUGAGCACCUGAUUCGUAAGAUGUUACUUCUGGAUCCUGCCAAACGCUAUACCAUCUCACAAGUGAGAAAUCACGAAUGGAUUCAGGCAGAUGGGGGGCCUCCAAAAAGCUUACCUCCUAGUCCAGUUAUUGGUGUCAAGGGUCAAGUAGGAGAAUUCAAUGAACAUAUUUUACGUUUGAUGCACAGUAAUGGCAUUGACCAACAACGGACAAUAGAAUCAUUACGGAACAAUGCAUAUGAUCCAUUCAGUGCAAUUUAUUGCCUGUUGCUUGACCGCUUGAAACAACAUCGUAGCAGUUUCCCCAUCUACAAUCGAAUCGAUGCACGCAAACGCCGACCCAGUCAAAUAGCAGAGCAAGCUGUGCACCGGCGCUUACCCUACCAGACAGCUAACCAAACAAUACCCAGUGUUUCACUCUUAGUAAAUGUGAAGCAGGGUUUAUUCAACCAGACAAUGGACUGUGUAUCCCCACCUGGCCCAAGUUCUCUACCCCAAAAUGUUAGCCCUAAUUAUACAGACAACAUAGAUACUACGGCAACACGAAUUGGGUCAACUCAACCUCUGCCACCUCUACAGCCAGCUCCCUCAUCAGUCACGUCCCCUAUAUCAAAGGCCACCUGUUUGGCUGAUGUACUUGCACAAACAUGUUUGAAGCCAUCCCAUGCCAUGACCAGUCAGCUGAUAACGUCUUCGAUAGACGAAGGAGUUGAAGCAGAUAUUCUUGAAACAGAUACAGAUAGCUACAGCUCAGAUAGCCGAAAAAGUAGUCACAAAUAUUCAGAUUCAGACUCUGUGGGUGGGAUUCUGCCCUGUAGCAUGUAUAGGGACAUUUCUCCACUGACAAGCGUUGACAGCAGUCAGUCAUCACUCAAUGCAACACUCUCCUCCCCCUUCACCAGUUUUGACUCCACCCUGGAAGCGGAUAUCAAUAUGAGUCAGUCCCCUUCUUCCUAUGCUAAUUAUCCACUGGCAACAACUAGUCCACUUCCAGUCCAGACUGCUGCCAUGGCAACAUCAAUGAUUCCCCCUCCCUUAUACAGCAACAUGGCCCCUCUGGUGACCACUCAGGUUAGUGCUGACCAGAGUCAAGACCGAAAUGAAACCCACUCCCCAGUUGAUUUCCGAGAGGGUCGACGUGCAUCCGAUGGUCAGAUGACACAGGGGAUGAUAGCAUUUCGGCAACAGCUCCGUGAUACAACGAAAGCCCAAGGCAUUGUUGAACUGCGUCAAGAGUUUCAAGAACUUGCUAGUGGCAGUGGUCCUUCAAAAGCAUCUGCAGAAUUGAGCAAGUCUCGACCACACAGAACAUAUGAGAGAAUGAAGUGGCGACAAUGGUCUCUGGAAGAGGCACCAACCUCUAAGCCUCGCCAGGUGCUAAAACGUAUGAGUUUACCAACAGAGACUACAGACCUGCAACCCCAUCGGCUGCUGGCACUGAAACAGAGCAUGCAGGUAGAGCAACAGUUAGAUCAGGCAGGACAGAGUGAGCCGACAGCCCAGUUAUUGCUACACCCUCAGACAGGAGGAGCAGCAGUGGCUGAAUAUACGCCAGGAAUGAACAGAUCUCAGUUUUUGGUUCACCAAAUGCGAUUACAACAAAAGAGACAAAAUUUUCAUAAGCAGUGCAUGCUCCAGCAUCAGUUCCAACAAUUGCACAUAGAUGCAUCUGGAACUGCACCUGCUCCUCAACCACAUCAAUAUCCUGCUCAGUAUAGCAUGUAUUAUAUGCCCCCACAGCCCCCUCAGCCUGCUGUGACACCUUCAAUCCCUCAUUCAUUACCAUUGACUGAGCCUCACCCACCUGCAACGCAGCAAGAUACUCUGGUGUCUGGAACAACAUCUUGUUACUCUCUCCCUUUACAAAAUUGGCAUUCACAAUCAUUCCCAUCACAUCAGUCCCCUCAUCAACCCACUAUACCACCCUUAACAACACCUCCCAGCUUAGGAACAAUGAAACAUGGACCUUUAGAAAGGCUACCUCAGGAGCCUAUACCCCCAACGUUACCCAGCUCUCAACAGAAGAUGUCUGUCAGUGUGUCUCCAAACUAUGCUCUCCCACCUGAGCUGACUCAGUCACCUGCAUCACCACCCUUACUGACACACUGCCAGUCAGGAGAGGCCCAAGAACUUGCCAUGUGUAACAGAAUGAUUGCAGUAGCUCCUCAGCAGAAUUCUCCUUCAAACACUACAUAUGAAACACAGAUCUACACUGGUUGUGAUGCUCUAACCCGCCAUGAAAUCUCCAAUCUACCAUCAGUUGUUGAGGCUGAAACACGAAAUUGUACAGCUGGAACACACCUGCUUCAUCCAAAUCAACGUAUGCACAUGCCAUCACAGGCCCAUGGCUUGCCAAGUGGUUCAUCACAUCGAGGUGUUGCUGUCGUAAGUCAGAGUGAAGUGUCUAUUGAUUCUCUUCUUAAGGAGGCCUCACAGCCACCUUAUACCAGUGUACAAAGUGCAGACCUUUUGUAUGAGCAUACAAGUGCACCAACAACAGAAUGUACACUUUGUCCCCAUUACAUUAAAAAUCAAGACACUGUCUAUUUACCCAGUGCAAGUGGCAACAUGACCCCCCAGACACUCCAUGACGAACAGAUGGAUUUUUCCUAG